ACAGGUUGAAGAUACAAUAGAUAACAGCUAAGCAGUGACAGGUGAGCUCCUCCUUUAGACUGGGACGCUGAGCAGAGACGAGCUGGACAUGGCUGGGUACAAGCCUAAGGUGAUUUCUCUAACCAAGAGACCGGGCCAUACAUUUGGCUUCUACUUGAGGGUGGAGCAGGGUGAGGAGGGUCACCUGAUCCGCUGCCUGGAAAUGGGAGGUCCAGCUGAACUGGCUGGUAUGAAAGAUGGAGAGCGCAUCCUGCGGGUCAAUGGAACAUUUGUUGAUGCAAUGUCCCACUCAGAGGUUGUGGACAUUGUGAGAAACAGUGGCGCAUCAGUCACAUUCCACAUCCUGGAUGAAGCCUCCUACAAGCAAGCAAAAGCACAGGGAGAGAACCUGUCUGGCUCUCAGAGCACACCAGUUGUCAACGGUGUGGGCAAACAGGAUCCAAAACCCAAACUCUGCUACCUGGUUAAGUCCAGCUCAGGUUUUGGUUUUUCUCUUCGCUCAGUCAAAGGUGAGCAGGGUUUGUUCAUGACAGAGGUGACCCCAGGAAGCGUGGCUCACAGGGCAGGGGUCAAACUCAACGACCGUCUGCUGGAGAUCAACGGGGAGAACAUAGAAGACUGCACACACGAUCAAGUAGUGGACAAGAUCAAACUGGCUGGCAGCAGCCUAAUGGUCCUGUUGGUGGAUGAGGAAACAGACAGGUUCUACGGGAACAAGCGUAUAAAGAUAGGAGCAUGGUUAGCCACAGCCAAGUAUCUCCCUCACAAGCCACGCAUCAUCAACAUGACCAAAGGAUCUGAUGGCUAUGGCUUCCUCCUCAGGGAGUAUCCCAGGCAAACAGGCCACUUCAUCAAGGAUAUAGACAAAGGCAGCCCAGCAGAAAGAGCAGGUAUAAAGGAAAUGGACAGACUAGUGGCUGUGGAUGGUAAGGAGGUGGACGGCUGCAGCCAUGAGCAAGUGGUGGACAGGUUCAGGCAGAGUGGCAACAACUGCUGCCUCCUAGUGGUGGACAAAGAAACGGACCAAAUAUAUAAGCAGGGGAAAGUGUCUCCUAUGCUGUUCUACGAGGAGAUGCAGGAGUCCAACUCACCGCCCAGUUACACAGAGGCCUUAAAUUUACCUGCUCCUGUCCGACCCUCCACAACUGUUCAGGGGAGGAAGGAGGAGCUUAGGCCUAAACUGUGUAAGAUGGAGAAGACCUCAGCUGGCUAUGGCUUUCACCUAAACGGCAUCCAGGGGAUGUGUGGACAGUACAUCAAAGACGUGGUGAAGGGUGGAGUGGCUGACAUGGCUGGUCUGGAGGAUGACGACAUUGUGGUGGAGGUGAACGGAGUAAAUGUGGAGCAGAGCAGCCAUGACGAGGUGGUGGCAAUAAUCCGCAGCUGUGGCAGCUCUCUGGAGAUGCUGGUGGCUAAAAGAAACGUCUAUGACGAGCUCAAAGCUAAAGGAGUGACCAUCACACGCCUGCUCCUCGGGGAAACAUCUUAUGCCCAAGUCCACUAUGCAGAUACUCCAGAGACCAGCACGGAGGAGCGACAUGAGAAAGAGGCCAGACCUGAAUCCCCCCCUGAACCAGCAAAAGAGAGGUCCUCAUCAUCUUCCUCUGAAGACAGUUUCGACGAGAGACUCUAAGAAGCCACCAAAAGGAUCCGUUUCCUGAUUUGGCCUACGUCAA
Morone saxatilis (striped sea-bass) is the source of this 1676-nucleotide messenger RNA. It is a transcript of the gene pdzk1, whose product is annotated as PDZ domain containing 1. Gene Ontology annotation, biological process: protein localization to plasma membrane. The record is from RefSeq and is a predicted model, not a curated record. The transcript has 8 exons. NCBI's taxonomy places the organism in Eukaryota, Metazoa, Chordata, Actinopteri, Moronidae. Gene Ontology annotation, cellular component: apical plasma membrane. The coding region runs from base 89 to 1633 and encodes 514 amino acids. Gene Ontology annotation, molecular function: protein-membrane adaptor activity; protein binding.